AUAGGUCCUUUAGAGGCAGAACCUGGCUAGCUUGCAAAUAUGCAGGCCCGUUUUCUAGCUGCGGUGCCAACUGCUACGGGCUUAAACGAUGAUCCUCACGGGCCACGUUUUAGGUGGUUGAGCCAGUUUCAGAUUGUCUCAUUAGGAUACCCCGCAGUAGAUUUGUCAGACGCACAGAUUGAUCGAUCCCUAGAGGCAUAUAUUCUAUGGUUGUUCGGCAAGACGAUGUUCACGGAGAACCACGUGACCACUGUUGAUGCACGAUUCAUCGGUAUUGCACGAGAGAUAGCUGACGCACGUUGCCCUGCGGAUAUUGUCCAGAGGAGUUUUGGUUCUGCCGUGUUAGCAGCUACGUAUAGAGGCUUGUGCAAAGGUUGCUUAUUGAAGUCUAGAAAGUCAGGUCUGGUUGGAUGUCCACUAUUGUUGCAGCUCUGGUCUUACGAGAGAUUCCCUAUUGGACGACCCUAUGUCUCCAUUGACACACCGUUUGGGUUGGAGGACAUGGCAGGGGCUUACGUGCCUGCUAUCGGCGACUUGCCUACUAUGGGAUCUGUUUGGGCACGGAGAGAGAGACAGUUUGCACAUACCCAGGUGAAGGGCUGCUACCCGUCCUUCACGGUGCAGUUUGAUAGUUUGCACGAGGAUCAAGUUAUCUGGGAGCCCUACUCGUAUCAGACUAUAACAUCCAGGUAUCCAGUUGGGAUCUCUGCCUUAUGCACUAGAGAUCGGCACUACUGGAUGACCAAGGCAAAGUUGGUGUUCGACGUGACGGUUGAGGAGAUGGCUCUUCAUAGGGUGAUGAGACAGUUUCGUCUAUGUCAAGAGCCUACAAUUCCAGAUAUUCCACGGAUACCAGACCACGUUCACAAGUACAGUCGCGUAGGAGGAAACAAGUCCAUGGCUGUUUGGCUUCAGAGCACUAGCCCUUACGUUCAAGAAUGGACUACGGCACCGACAAAUAUCUGGAAUGAGGUUGGGCUCUUUGACUGGGACAAGUUUGGGUUGUAUUUACAAACUUACCGGCAUACAACGAGGAUCUACUUGGUUCCAUCAGCUGCUCCUGAUCAGAUUGAAGCCCCUCUAACCAGCGAUAUGUACCCAACUACCUCUGUUGUGGGAACGAGACACCACGCGAGUGACUUGACAGUCCAGGCGCGAGAGGAGGUUUCCGCUUUAAUGCGGCAGGUUGAGAGGGGGGAUACUAUCCCACAGCCAGAGCACCUCUCAUGGUUGAGGCGUAUGGAUGAGAAGUUAAGAGGGAUUUACGCAUCACUUACAUGUAGGCGAUCUACGGAUGUUGUCAUUCCUCGUCCCGCACAUCGGCCCCCACGUCCCUCUGUCCAUCGUUCAAAACCACGACACUCUGUGCAGCGUUCAGAACCACGACACUCCGUGCAGCAACCACGCCUCUCUGUGCAUCAACCAUCUCCUUCACAACCAGGGAGCUCUUCCUGGAAUCAGCCAUCGCCUUCUCAACCAGGCACCUCUUCCUGGUCUCAUCAAAUGGAACUAGGCAACCAGUCGCGACAGUUCAUGCAUUCAGUGCAAUCACCGAUACUUAGUGGUGAUGGAUGUGGAUUAGAGGGCUAUGGCGAUGACGAUGACCAAGCUGAAAACAUUUAUGACUUCUCGCACACGGUGUUUCACACUCCACCACCACCACCGUCGCAGGAGACACAGACAGUGACAGACGAGGUUAUCUAUGGUCGUGGUUUUCGUGAGCAUCGUCCACCGCCUCAGCACUUAUCGCCUUCCGGUCCUCGCCCGAGGAAGACCCAGAUUCGUCGUCGACCCCCGCAGUGAUAUGAUUAUCUAUGUAUGAGUCAUUAUCUAUGUUAGUUUCAGACUAUUCGCAUACGUGAGUCAGUAUUUAUG
Messenger RNA from Triticum dicoccoides, 1875 nucleotides. RefSeq lists its product as uncharacterized. Bases 40 to 1803 code for a protein of 587 amino acids. The record is from RefSeq and is a predicted model, not a curated record. The transcript is spliced from 6 exons. NCBI's taxonomy places the organism in Eukaryota, Viridiplantae, Streptophyta, Magnoliopsida, Poales, Poaceae. Gene Ontology annotation, biological process: meristem development; meristem maintenance.